AUGGUGGUUAAGGCAGGAAAUACUUAUACCAAAGCAAUAUUUGAGGAUUUCCAAGCUCAGUAUAUCAAAUCACUUGAAUUGGACAUGAUAUCUUGUGACAAAGAUGGUGUGGAUUUGGUGUAUACAGUUGUCCUACGUGGUAACUCGAAAGAGCGACGUGUUAGAAAACAGAAAGAUGGUGAUGUCUCUUGUAGUUGUAGGUUGUUUGAGAUGAAAGGUUUCUUGUGCAGCCAUGCACUGAAAAUUCUUACUAAUUACAUGAAUGUCAAAGAAAUUCCUGACCAGUAUAUCUUAAAAAGGUGCACAAGAAAAGCAAGAUCUAAAAGUGUGAAAGAUAUGCAUGGACGUGAUAUUCAGACAUAUGUGAAACCACAACAAACAUCUCGAUAUAGGUCUUUAUGUUCCAUGUUUACCAUGAUAUCAUCUCGAGCUGAGAGCGAAGAAACAUAUAAGAUUUCUGUUAGUCAUUUGAAUCAACUAAGCAAAACCAUUGAAGACAUGUUAAGUUCAAAAAUGGAUGGUCAAGUACAUGAUAAGAAUGGCCAAGGGUCACCUUCCACCAUUGUGACAGAUGGUGCUAAUGAGACUAUGAACUUGAUGAUAGAUAAGCCACAUACAGCUUCAAAUGUUGAUCAAACUGGAGAUGGCAUAUGGAAUCAUGGGUCAAUAUAUCAAUAG
This is a messenger RNA of Prunus dulcis (almond), 678 nucleotides long. Its product is annotated as protein FAR1-RELATED SEQUENCE 1-like. NCBI's taxonomy places the organism in Eukaryota, Viridiplantae, Streptophyta, Magnoliopsida, Rosales, Rosaceae. Gene Ontology annotation, molecular function: zinc ion binding. Gene Ontology annotation, biological process: regulation of DNA-templated transcription. The record is from RefSeq and is a predicted model, not a curated record. The coding region runs from base 1 to 678 and encodes 225 amino acids. The transcript is spliced from 3 exons.